UAAAUAUGUGCUCAAAACAAAACAAAAACGAAGAAAAAAAUCUAGUUAUUCAACAUUUCUAAAAUUAAUCUUAUGAUUGAGUUUUCUGAAUCAUUUUACCUUCAACAAUGUGAUUACCUUUUUUUUAUAUGAACUAAUACUAAUAUACUAUAACAAACAUCGUAAGUUCAAAAAGAUAUGCAACAAUUUUAUGGAAUUAUCUAAAAUCAAAUUUUUUUUUUCGAUUUCAUACGUACGUUAUUUUAAAUUUAUCAUUGUUAAUCGAUCCAAGUUAACCACGUUCUCAACAAUAUCUUGCAAUGAAAUUUCCUAUCGCUUACAUAGAAACAUGUAUGCAUGCAAUCAAGACAAUUAAUGGAUAUAGAACAGAAUAAAAAAGACUGGAAUUAUACAGUAAUUUAAUACGUUGGUCUGAUCAAUUUAAAAAUGGCCGAAAAUCUUCUUGGACAAUUUGAUGUACCCGUUUCACCUUCAAUUUUGGGAGCAUUAAAAGGUAAAAGUGACGGAACAAAUGAUUUAUCCAAACAUGUUGAUCAAUCUGAUGUUUCGAAGCAAAAAUGGAAUGGUAUUCGACUUAAGGGAGAAAGUAGUAAAAGUCUUCUUAUUGAAAAUGGAGGGAAUCAACUUCCCCUUAAAAAUAAUUUGCGCAAAGAGGUACUUUCUCUUGGAGCCGACGUUCUACCAGAAUAUAAACUGCAAUCACCAAGAAUUCACAAAUGGACUAUUCUACAUUAUUCACCAUUCAAAGCUGUUUGGGAUUGGAUAAUUUUACUUUUAGUAAUAUACACAGCUAUAUUCACGCCGUACGUGGCUGCUUUUUUGCUUCCUGAGUCAGAUCGAAAUCAAAGUACUACUAAUCUUGAUAAUUACGGGGAAGAUCCAAUGAUAAUAAUUGAUUUAAUAGUUGACGUCACGUUCAUCGUAGAUAUUCUAAUCAACUUUCGCACAACUUUUGUUAAUAGUAAUGAUGAAGUUGUUUCGCACCCUGGAAAAAUUGCUGUGCAUUAUUUGAAAGGAUGGUUUAUAAUUGACCUUGUAGCAGCUAUUCCAUUCGAUUUGUUAUUAUUCGGUUCAAAUACUGAUGAAACUACUACGUUGAUUGGUUUGUUAAAAACAGCUCGAUUAUUGAGACUUGUCAGAGUAGCGAGGAAAAUUGAUAGAUAUAGCGAGUAUGGUGCUGCUGUAUUAGUACUCUUGAUGGCGACUUUUGCAUUGAUAGCGCAUUGGAUGGCAUGUAUAUGGUAUGCUAUUGGAAAUGCUGAACGACCAAAAUUAAAAAGCAAAGUAGGUUGGUUGGAUAUAUUGGCAAAUGAUACUCAUCAGUUUUAUGCAAGUGAUGAUACAGGAGGCCCAAGCAUAAAGAGUCGUUAUAUUACAGCUUUGUAUUUUACAUUUAGCAGCCUUACGUCAGUAGGAUUUGGUAAUGUUGCUCCUAACACUGAUACAGAAAAAAUUUUUACAAUAUUUGUAAUGUUAAUGGGAUCACUAAUGUACGCUAGUAUUUUUGGGAAUGUAUCCGCUAUAAUUCAAAGACUUUACAGUGGCACCGCAAGAUAUCAUACGCAAAUGCUUCGAGUGAGAGAAUUCAUUAAAUUUCACCAAAUUCCAAAUCCCUUACGGCAAAGGUUAGAAGAAUAUUUUCAACAUGCAUGGACAUACACAAAUGGAAUAGACAUGAAUAAUGUUCUAAAAGGAUUUCCUGAAUGUUUACAAGCUGAUAUUUGCCUUCAUUUAAAUAGAAAUCUUUUAAAUAAUUGCCAUGCUUUCGACGGUGCUAGCCCAGGUUGCUUAAGGGCAUUAUCUCUAAAAUUCAAAACAACUCAUGCACCACCUGGAGAUACUUUAGUACAUAGGGGUGAUGUACUCACAUCACUAUAUUUUAUUUCUCGUGGCAGCAUUGAAAUUUUAAAAGAUGAUAUAGUAAUGGCAAUCCUAAGCAAAGAUGAUAUUUUUGGAGAAAAUCCAUGCAUUUAUACAACAAUUGGUAAAUCAUCAUGUAAUGUGUGUGCCCUUACAUAUUGUGAUCUACAUAAAAUAAGACGAGAAGAUUUAUUGGAUGUUCUAUCACUUUAUCCAGAAUUUGCGAAUAAUUUUAGUCAAAAUUUAGACAUAACAUUCAAUCUUCGAGAUGAAGAACAAGAUGGUGUUAAUCCUUUUUUGCGACCAUUUCGACCUGAUUAUGUGAAUGAUUAUGAGUACAGAAGUAGGAAAAAUUCGAAAAUCACUUCUUACAUUCAACCAAGGAAGUCAUCCAAUUUAUAUCAUAUCACUUUUGAUAAUAUUUUCAAUGCAAGGACUAGUUUAAAAAAUACGUUAUCAGAUGGAAAUAUACGAAAAACUAACACAAUACUCGCCCAAAUUUGCGAUCCACUCAAUAAUGAAACGAAACAAGAAGGAAGAGACGAAAUAAGUGAUACUGAUGAUAAAAAAGUAGACUGUAAAAUGGAAAUUCUCGAAAAAAGAUUAAAUUCUUUAGAAAAAACACUCAGCAGAGAUAUGAGAAUGAUUAUGAGACUCUUGCAGCAAUCUCUUCAAUCGUCGAAAGAAAGCCUCAAUUUGGAAUCGAUGUCGAAAAACUUUGCAGAUGGAGCAGUUUAUGAUUUCAUUUCCGUGAAUAAAUCAAAGCCUAAUGAAUUUACAGAAAAAGGUGCAAAAAGAGUUAUUGCAAGCAAGAAUCAUAAGGGCUCUUUGUUUAAGUAUAAUAUCAUAGCUAAACAAAACAGUCGUCAAAACUUGUCUUCAAGAUUUGUUCAGGAGAAACAGAAUAAAACAGGAAAAAACUAUUUUAGCUCGAAUUUUAAAUGGGAAGAAGUUUCAAGUCUACUGUUAGAACCCACUAGAUCACACAGCCAGCCAACUGGGUUGAGUCCAUAUUUGAAGGAACAUCAACGUACUCAACAAAUAUACCACCCACAACACGUUUGGCGUAAAUAUUCCUCCGCAGAGUUUAGAAACAAUAAUUUAAAAUAA
This is a messenger RNA of Trichogramma pretiosum, 2970 nucleotides long. It is a transcript of the gene sei, whose product is annotated as potassium voltage-gated channel subfamily H member 6. The transcript is spliced from 13 exons. Gene Ontology annotation, cellular component: membrane. Gene Ontology annotation, molecular function: inward rectifier potassium channel activity. Gene Ontology annotation, biological process: membrane repolarization during action potential; potassium ion transmembrane transport. The record is from RefSeq and is a predicted model, not a curated record. The coding region runs from base 427 to 2970 and encodes 847 amino acids. NCBI's taxonomy places the organism in Eukaryota, Metazoa, Arthropoda, Insecta, Hymenoptera, Trichogrammatidae.